CAACAUUGUAUUUGAUAAAUUUGAUCUUCGCAUCCAAAAACACAAAAAGUCGUACAACAAUUCAUUACACGAUACCCACACGGCCACACGUUAAUCUUCAUUGUCAAAAAACGAUAUAAACUCGUCACACUUGUUCUUGGUGUUUAUUACAAUUCAGAAUUUUAUUACAUUUUUUCUAUACAAAAACAUAACAUCUGAAAUACAUCAAAAAAAAAAAAAAAACUGAAAUACAAUGGAUCUAGAGUUGAAAGAAGCCGCAUGCUCGGGAAACGUAGAUUUCCUGAGAAGUGUUGUUGGCUUAAAACCAAUUGAUGAGUACUUCCUUACUAAACUUUCACCAAUGGAUGAAAAUAUUUUCCACCUCGCGACACGGUGUGAGCAAUCGGAAUUUCUUGAACUAGCUACGGAAAUAUUACCGGAACAGGUCCAACAAAAACUCCACUCUCAGAAAGACAAGAAUGGUUGUACACCUCUUCAUAUGGCCGCUGGGCUGAAGCAAUCGAGGCAAAUCAGCCUUAAAACUGUGAAGCUCAUCCUUGGGUUUUACAAAUCAGGGGUGCCGGUUACUAAUAAACCAUGGUUAGAGCAUAAUCAGAAUGGUUAUACGCCGUUACACUUGGCUAUUGAGGUCGUUAAUGAAGAGAGUGCAAUGGAGAUAUUGUCGAUGGAUGUGGAGUCGCUCUGCAUGAUGGUAGACAAGAAGGAAAACGACAGCGCACUUUUCCUUGCUGUCAAAAAUGGGUGCAAUAAGGUUGCUGAGAAGAUAUUGUUGUCCUCCUACUCUUAUAGUCUUCGUGGGAAAGAUGGUUCCACUCCCCUUCAUUUUGCACCAAAUUCUUCAGAAAAUGUAUUAAGAUUGCUACUAGAGAAACAUCCUGAGCUAAUAGAUGCCGUGGAUCACAGUAAUGGUUACAAUAUGCUUCACCAAUGGGCAGAAUUGAAUCAAGUUUGGCCGAUUGAUUUCCUUUUACGGGGAGAAUUUCCGGCUGCGAGGACGAAAGUCUUCACGGAUUUAAUCACAAUGAAGGCAACGGAGGAAAAUCUGUUUGAUACUCCUUUACAUACGGCAGCUAGAACACAUAAGAAUGUCGAAAUUACAAAAUCAAUUAUAAAUGGUUACAAGCUAGAACAGGAAAUGAAAGCAGGAAAUAUGGAUGAGUCAACUGAUUACUUUCCACCUUGGAGAAUAGGGAAUAUAUACAAACAUACGCCUUUGCUUGUUGCUAUAUAUGAGCAACAAAACGAAGAACUUGCACUGUAUUACAUAAACCUCGAUUCGACAUUAUGUCAUAUGUUCAGCGAUAGUGCAGAGAGCCCUCUAUUUGCUGCUGUUGGUGACUGUUGUGAAAACGUUGUUGAAGAAAUUUUGAAUAAUCAGGAAGUUACUUUCAACAUGUUGCGUAAAACUAAGGGAAAUACUAUUCUUCAUAGCUUAUGGAAAAUGCCAGGUACUUUCUUUGUUCUUUUAUAUUUUUAUGUUUUCACGCAUCAUCCACACAAAUUACUUAUACUAAAUUUUAAUAAUGCGAUGUCAGACUUUUUUGGUUAUUCACCUAAUUCACUUUGACUAAUAGUAUUAUGUAAUCAUAUAAUAAUAUA
This is a messenger RNA of Chenopodium quinoa (quinoa), 1599 nucleotides long. RefSeq names its product ankyrin-3-like. Gene Ontology annotation, molecular function: protein phosphatase regulator activity; protein phosphatase 1 binding. Gene Ontology annotation, cellular component: plasma membrane. The coding region runs from base 233 to 1567 and encodes 444 amino acids. NCBI's taxonomy places the organism in Eukaryota, Viridiplantae, Streptophyta, Magnoliopsida, Caryophyllales, Amaranthaceae. The transcript is spliced from 2 exons. The record is from RefSeq and is a predicted model, not a curated record.